Molecule: messenger RNA, 1597 nt
Organism: Ahaetulla prasina
Lineage: Eukaryota; Metazoa; Chordata; Lepidosauria; Squamata; Colubridae
Gene: SLX1A
Product: SLX1 homolog A, structure-specific endonuclease subunit
Exons: 7
Coding region: 221-1027 (268 amino acids)
Biological process (GO): double-strand break repair via homologous recombination
Cellular component (GO): Slx1-Slx4 complex
Molecular function (GO): crossover junction DNA endonuclease activity; 5'-flap endonuclease activity
Source: RefSeq, a predicted model, not a curated record
AGGGGCGUGGCGAUGAGAACGGGGAGAGCUGGGGCUGGAAAGGUGCAGGGCGUGAUGGCAAAUGUCUGCUUUAUUGAUCGCUCAAGCCGCAUCCGAAGGGAAAGGGAAAUCUGCUAAGUAGUAAAAGCCACUAUACGCAGGGUUAGGUUUGUAUUCUGGAUUGCACAGCAGGCAGAAAUUCAACAGGUUUCUUCAGCCUGUCCCUCCCUUUGUGGGAGAGAUGGUGGUGGAAGUAUGUGGCUUCUUUGGGGUAUAUCUACUAUACUGCACCAACCCCCGUUAUCAGGGGCGGAUCUACAUUGGCUUCACUGUCAACCCCGAACGACGCAUAGAUCAACACAAUGCUGGGAAACGAUGUGGUGGGGCCUGGAAGACAAGUGGACGUGGGCCAUGGGACAUGGUGUUGAUCGUUCAUGGUUUCCCCUCUGAUGUGGCUGCUUUGCGUUUUGAAUGGGCCUGGCAACACCCUCACUCGUCCCGCCGUCUCACCCAUGUCACCCGCCGCAAAACACGGGAGCGUCAGUUUGACUUCCACUUACGUGUCUUAGCCCACAUGCUGCAAACUGCCCCAUGGUGCCGUCUGCCCCUCACCAUACGAUGGCUCAAACAGGAGUAUCGCCGGGAGUUCCCUCUAGGCUUGGAACCCCCCUUACACAUGCCCAUAGCCUUUGGGCCAGUUCGAGCUGUCAAAGACACUAAGCAUGCUGAACCGUCAUCUCCAGAGGAAAAAGUGGCGACCACAAAACAUUGUAGCAUCUGUCUUAAGACUUUCCAGGAUGGAGAUAAGGACAUUCCCUUGCACUGUUUUCACCCAACUUGUACCAUGGCUGCUCAUAUGUUUUGCCUGUCUCAUCUUUUCCUGGAAAAGGAGCCUAAUCAUAUCCUGCCCAUUGAAGGACAGUGCCCGGGCUGCAAGAAUCUUAUCCUUUGGGGAGAUCUGAUUCGUCACCAUAAAGGUUGCUAUGAUAACUUAGAGGCUGAUCCCACCUCCUCUCAGAAACAUUGGGCUGAUGAACUGCAACCAUGAAGGAGGAGACCUUUAAAGGAGACCUUUAAAAAGUGACCAAGACCUAUUUCCUUGAGGAGAGUGGAUCAGAGGACCUCAACAUGGUGCACAGUUCAGCUUCUCUUAGUCUGAUGUCCAAAAGUCUAGAAAACAGCUGAGAAGGGCUGGAUUCUCUGCUCAUAUGUCCCACCCCAGAAUCAUGUAAUAAACAAUAUUUAAUAUUCAUUAAGUGGAAUAAUUAAAUUGAAGGACCAUAGUCAUGCUGGAUGUUUAUGGAUUGUGAGGCAGGAAUGCUUGGGAAGUGCACAGAAUCAUUAACUUAGAUGAGAAGAACUAGUUCCAAGUUUCCAUUUCCAAAAUUUCUGGCUGCAAAGUAUGUAAGUUUGGUGUUUUAGACUGAAAGAGUCAGUAAACUUAAAAUGAAUAUGUAAAUAAUAUAGCUAUUUGUUUUAUACUGUACCUAUAGCACACUGAAUGCUUAAAUGGAUUGUAAAAAAGACACUCUGAAGUGCAGAGAGAUUCUUCAGAUAACACAUUUCUGAUUUUAUAUGGCCGUUUUCUCAUUUAUGCAUAGUAUUUAACAAACACUUU